UUCUAAAUUAAAAUUUUUUAUUUUAGGCAUUUUAGUAGAAAGAGAGAGAGAGAAGAGAGAGAGUCAAAGCCAUUCAACCUCACCGUCGGAGACUGGGCGUCGACUUGCUUCACCGUCGGCGACAUCAAAGAGUAGCUGUUAACUAUUCUUUGAAUCUGUUCUUUUCCUAAAGAAUCACAGAAGAUUUCUUCUGUAAAUGAUGACAUUAUUCCUCAAUCUCAGAAACUUAAGGUUAAAAACCUUAACCCCAUUCUCACUCUCAGAUACAAUUUUUCAUUAUGAAUCUCAAAUGGGUUUUUGUUCAACAUUGCCAAGAGUUCACCAAAAGAAUGUUUCUGUAUUUUGGGAUUUAAACAACAAACCCCCAAACCCAUUUCCGCCAUAUGAAGCUGCACUCAAGCUCAAGAAAACCGCGUCCUCUUUCGGGUUUGUACGCCACACGGUUGCCUUUGCAAAUCAACAGACCUUGAGCUAUGUCCCUGCAGCCAUUAAAGAACAAAGGAAAGAUCGAAAGAAGCUGACACAGUUGGAGAACAAGGGUUUAGUAAAGCCUCCAGAGCGGUACUUUUGCAGGGUAUGUGGUAGAAACUUCUAUAACCAUGAAAAGUUUGUUAAUCAUUUCAAACAGAUUCACGAGCGAGAGAACACAAAGAGAUUGAAUCAGAUUGAGUCAGCUAGAGGGAGUCAGAGAGUGAAGCUUGUAGCAAAAUAUUCAAUGAAAAUGGAGAAGUACAAAAACUGUGCUAGAGAUGUUUUGACUCCAAAAGUUGGGUAUGGCUUAGCAGACGAGCUAAAGCGAGCUGGGUUUUUGGUGAGGGAGGUAUCCGAUAAGUCUCGAGUUGCAGGCAUUGAAAUGAGGGAGCAUAUAGUUGAGAUGAUGGAUUUGAGGAAAGCAGAGUGCGUGGUGCUUGUUUCGGAUGAUUUGGGGUUUGGUAGUGUUGUUGAGGAAGCUAAGAUGAGGUGUUAUAAGACUGUGGUUGUGGGGAAUGUUAAUGAUGGAGGUUUGAAAAGGAUUGCAGAUAGUUCUUUUUCAUGGAAGGAGAUUAUGAUGGGGAAAGCUCGGAAAGAGGCUGUUUCUGUUGUUGGUAAGUGGAAAGACCGGGAUGUUUUGAAAGGACUCGAGUGGAGUUAUAAGCCAGAGAAGGAGAAGAGUGAGUUUGAUGAUGAUGAUGAGAGUGAGGAUGAUGUGGAUUUUGAGAAAAGGUUUGAGGAUGGUGAUGGUGGUAGUUUGAAGAAAGAUCACAGUCGUUUUUGGUGGGAGAUGGAGUCUGAUAAUGAUGAUUCCAUGACAUCUCACUCUUGUAAAUGAAUGUUCAAUUAAGAGAUCAAACUGUGAUGUUAAUUUAAUGUUGUUAGAUAAUGUUGAAAAGCUCUCAAUGGGGACAGACUUUGCUUGGUUUAGAGGAGUUUUGAGGUUUUUAUUAGGACAUUGGAUUCUCACCAUUGUUUCUGUUACUCAAACCGACAUUCUCCCUCGUUUCUGCUUCGUUUGCUGGUGCCGGUGCUUUCCCUCAACGCUCUCCUACCGAUGAUGUUCAAGUACCCCAAUGAGGACAAACCUUGCUUGCUGUUGUAGAGGGAAUCUUGGAGGUUUUUAUUUGGACAUUGGAUUCUCACCAUUGCUUGUGUUACUCAAACCGACAUUCUCGCUUCUGCUUCGUUUGCUCGCUCGGGUGCUUUCCCUCUUGGAGGGAAUACUCUCUUACCAAUGAUGUUCAAGUACUAAUCCAGCAGAGCAAUGCUUCUAUGUAUAUUGUGAAAAUUGAGUUUGGUUAAGCUCACUCCAUUGAGAUGGAGUCUGAAUUGUUCAAUUGAGCUGGUUUUGUACGGUGUUGUUUUAAAAGAUCAAACUGUUUGGGACAAUCCUUUCUAUAGAGAAAUUACCAUGUAAUUUAUCAAUGACUUUCUCAACUUAUUUAUGUUUAACAUAAGAUAAACUUAAUUACAAUCAA
Molecule: messenger RNA, 1952 nt
Organism: Cannabis sativa
Lineage: Eukaryota; Viridiplantae; Streptophyta; Magnoliopsida; Rosales; Cannabaceae
Exons: 2
Coding region: 197-1309 (370 amino acids)
Source: RefSeq, a predicted model, not a curated record